UUUAUCGCGUCUAUUGCAAGGAUACAAUAAUAUAUGGGAAUAUUUACGUAGGGUUACAUUAGUUUUCUUUUUUGACAAUAGCAGAAAAAGUGCGGGAAGGGUGACAAAAGAUGGGGAAGUGCAGAAUAAUAGGCCUACUUACGUGCUGUGGGCGGUGCCGGUUUACCAGACGGGCUGUACCUUGCUCUUCAAAGUAGCCAACCCUCGCCUGAUUGAUUUUGAAGGGAGAUGACUUGGGAUUCUAUUCGUGGCCAGCUUGAGUGACAUACAAUGACACGCCCAUGGAGAGUUGUAUAUAUUGGCAGUACAUCGUCUGUCCUUCACCACAGUUUGAGUUUCAAACUAGAAAUCAUCAUGCCUGAGCCAGCAAAGUCCGCCCCGAAGAAGGGGUCUAAGAAAGCCGUGAUCAAGACUGCCGGCAAAGGAGGUAAGAAGCGCAGAAAGUCCAGGAAGGAAAGCUAUGCCAUCUACGUGUACAAGGUCCUGAAGCAGGUCCAUCCCGAUACCGGUAUUUCCUCCAAAGCCAUGGGCAUCAUGAAUUCCUUCGUGAACGACAUCUUCGAGCGCAUCGCUGGUGAGUCUUGCCGUCUUGCUCACUACAACAAGCGUUCCACCAUUACUUCGAGGGAGAUCCAGACUGCAGUGCGUCUGCUUCUGCCUGGCGAGCUCGCCAAGCACGCCGUGUCUGAGGGAACCAAGGCCGUCACCAAGUACACCAGCUCCAAGUAAAUCUAGUGAAACCCCCACUUUACUC
Molecule: messenger RNA, 754 nt
Organism: Clupea harengus (Atlantic herring)
Lineage: Eukaryota; Metazoa; Chordata; Actinopteri; Clupeiformes; Clupeidae
Product: histone H2B-like
Cellular component (GO): nucleosome
Molecular function (GO): DNA binding; structural constituent of chromatin; protein heterodimerization activity
Source: RefSeq, a predicted model, not a curated record